AUGUUUGUUAAUCGCUGUAUAAGAUUGGCGUUCAAAAGAAGUUUCAGUGCGCUGACUGUUCAAAAUCCAGCCGAGGUGGUUCUUUCGCCUCCGAGAGGGCACAAUUCGCUGCUCAUGAUAUCCACGGCAUCGCAGCUUGAGACCUCGAUCGAUAGCCUGAUCAAACUCAACCGGUCAGUUCCCUCGUUGCAGCUAGUCUAUUUUUGCGUUGACUCCAUUUUGAACUCGAGAAACGCUGUCUCUGAGUGCUGGUUCGAGGAAGACAUGCUGAUCCAAACUUGCAAGCAGUUCAAGCCCUCAAAGGAUAAAUCAACCCCGCAAUCGGGAACGGUGGAACUAAAACUCAAUGGAUUCGAUGUCGUACUGCCAUUGGCGCAUACAAUGUUCCAGAAUACUUUGCCGGCUACGUGUUUCUUCGUGGACGGCGACAACCCUCACAAUUGGAAGAGUCUUUCUCUUUUAAAAGUACAGCUCCCAUUUAUUAAAUCCUCCCAUUUUAAAUAUUCCAAUUGCCUAGUUGAGCUACCAAUGGAAAAAAACCCAGCACAGGAAUACAUUAUCACAGAGCAUGAGGGUAAUAUGAUCAAGACAAUCAACAUGCUUCCUGCAUCCCAGUAUCUCAUUGAAAAUGAACAUGUACAGAAGUCAAAGAGUGCUCUCUUCUUUAAAUUGUAUGAUGGAGCGCAGGUUCCAGACUACAUGGAAUCCUAUCACAGAAUUACAGUUGGAGGCCUCGGAUGGGGCGAAAAACAGGGGUAUCUGGUUUUAGAUCGGAAUGUUGGCUCAUUGGACCACAAAAAGCUAAAGCUUUACCAACACCGACCAGAAACGGCUGUGCACUUUGACAGAAAUAAAAAAUCCGUAGUUUUAGAGUGCUCCACGGAACAACAGAGUUACAGGCCCACCGACUCAAACUCGCCAAUUGUAAGCAACCAGAUAGGACUGGGUUCCGAGACAGGCUUCAAGCUGAAUGGUGUCUGGCACACAUCGCAGGGAGAAGUGGUUCAGAUCGUAGUCACGUGA
This is a messenger RNA of Ogataea angusta, 1023 nucleotides long. RefSeq lists its product as uncharacterized. The transcript has a single exon. Bases 1 to 1023 code for a protein of 340 amino acids. NCBI's taxonomy places the organism in Eukaryota, Fungi, Ascomycota, Pichiomycetes, Pichiales, Pichiaceae. The record is from RefSeq and is a predicted model, not a curated record.